AUGCUUGCUUGGUACACAACCAGAGGCAAUAACAUGAUGCCAUGGCUAAGAGGACGAGUCCUCAAGGUGCUGAGAAGUGCGCGGGGAUUCUGUGGGCCUCAUGGACAACCACCACCUCUACUUGACCCUCAGGACAUUGUGGCCACCUGGGAAGCAAUCAGCCUGGGGAGGCAGCCAGUGCCUGAGUACUUCAACUUUGCUCACGAUGUACUGGACCUGUGGAGCCAGCUAGAAAAGGCUGGACACAGGCCCCCGAUCCCUGCAUUCUGGUGGGUCAAUGGCGCGGGAGGAGAAGUCAAGUGGAACUUUGAGCAGCUGGGGCAGCAGUCCAGGAGGGCAGCGAAUGUGCUGAGGGACACGUGUAGCCUUCAGCCUGGGGACAGGAUGAUGCUGGUGCUCCCGCGGCUCCCGGAAUGGUGGCUGGUCAGCGUGGCAUGUAUACGGACAGGAGCUGUCAUGAUUCCGGGUGUCUCUCAGCUGACGGAGAAGGACCUCAAAUACAGGCUGCAGGCAUCCAGGGCCAAGUCCAUUAUAACCAGUGACUCCCUGGCUCCGCGGGUCGACGCCAUUAGUGCUGACUGCCCCUCCCUUCAGACCAAGCUACUGGUGUCAGACAGCAGUCGGCCAGGCUGGAUGAACUUCAGGGAACUCCUCCGCGAGGCAUCCACAGAGCACAACUGUGUGAGGACCAAGAGUCAAGACCCACUGGCCAUCUACUUCACAAGUGGCACUACUGGGGCCCCCAAGAUGGUUGAGCACUCCCAGGCCAGCUAUGGACUGGGUUUUGUGGCCAGUGGAAGGCAUUGGGUGGACUUGACCAAAUCAGACAUCUUCUGGAACACCUCAGACACGGGCUGGGUGAAGGCAGCCUGGACCCUCUUCUCUGCCUGGCCUAAUGGAUCUUGCAUUUUUGUGCAUGAACUGCCCCGAGUUGAUGCCAAGGUUAUUCUGAAUACUCUCUCCAGUUUCCCGAUUACCACCCUCUGCUGUGUCCCCACCAUCUUCCGGUUGCUUGUACAGGAGGAUCUGACCAGGUACCAGUUUCAGAGCCUGAGGCACUGUCUGACCGGAGGAGAGGCCCUGAAUCCUGACGUGAGAGAGAAAUGGAAGAGCCAAGUGGGCCUGGAGCUGCAUGAAGGCUAUGGCCAGUCUGAAACAGUUGUAAUCUGUGCCAAUUCAAAAGGCAUGAAAAUCAAAUCUGGAUCCAUGGGGAAAGCGUCCCCACCUUAUGAUGUGCAGAUUGUGGAUGAUGAGGGCAACAUCCUGUCUCCGGGAGAAGAGGGAAAUGUUGCUGUCCGAGUCAGGCCUGUCCGGCCCUUCUGUUUCUUCAGUUGCUAUUUGGACAAUCCUGAGAAGACAGAGGCAUCAGAACGAGGGGACUUUUACAUCACAGGGGACCGAGCCCACAAGGACAAGGAUGGCUACUUUUGGUUCAUGGGACGAAAUGACGAUGUGAUCAAUUCCUCAAGCUACCGGAUUGGGCCUGUUGAAGUGGAAAGUGCCCUUGCCGAGCACCCAGCUGUCCUGGAGGCUGCUGUGGUCAGCAGUCCAGACCCCAUCAGAGGGGAGGUGGUGAAGGCUUUUAUAGUCCUUUCUCCAACUUACUCCUCUCAAGAUCCAGAGAAACUAACUCGGGAGCUCCAGGAGCAUGUGAAGAGGGUGACUGCUCCAUACAAGUACCCCAGGAAGGUGACCUUUGUUUCAGAACUGCCCAAGACGGUUUCUGGAAAGAUCCAAAGGAGUAAAUUGAGAAGCCAAGAGUGGGGGGAGACGAGAGGCAGCCCACGAAAGGCCCCAUAG
Puma concolor (puma) is the source of this 1800-nucleotide messenger RNA. It is a transcript of the gene ACSM5, whose product is annotated as acyl-CoA synthetase medium chain family member 5. NCBI's taxonomy places the organism in Eukaryota, Metazoa, Chordata, Mammalia, Carnivora, Felidae. Gene Ontology annotation, cellular component: mitochondrial matrix. The record is from RefSeq and is a predicted model, not a curated record. Gene Ontology annotation, biological process: fatty acid biosynthetic process; acyl-CoA metabolic process. Gene Ontology annotation, molecular function: fatty acid ligase activity; fatty-acyl-CoA synthase activity.